AUGCGCCCCGACCGGCCUCGCGACCCCGUCACCGGCCCCGACGAGGGCCCCGAGUCCCCGUAUCCCAUCCGCAUGAGCGGUCCUGUCAUCAAAGGCUUCGGGCGGGGCAGCAAAGAGCUGGGCAUCCCAACAGCAAACAUCCCCGCCGAUGAGCUCUCCCAGCAUCCCGAGCUAUCCGUGGGCGUCUACUACGGCGUCGUAGCACUAGAUCCAGCGCGAUUCUCAACGGGAGAGACCGUCCUCCCCGCCGUGCUGAGCAUCGGAUACAAUCCUUUCUACAAGAACGAAUCCAAGUCAAUUGAAAUUCACAUCAUGCCGCCCCUCUCCGCCCCCUCGCCGACCGCCACCACCUCCACCGACGGACAGGUCACUUUCCACAAACUACCCGAUUUUUAUGGCACACCGCUCAACUUGCUGAUUCUGGGGUAUAUCCGUCCGGAGUAUGAUUAUAUUUCGUCGGAGGCGCUGAUUGAGGAUAUUCGCGUGGAUUGUGAGGUCGCCAGGCGGAGUUUGCAGCGCCCGGCGUAUCGGUGUUAUCUCGAUGCUAGGGCGGUGGAGGAUCCGGCUUGCGGGGGAGAUGUAAGGGAGGCGAUUCGCUGGUUGACCAAAAUUAUUAGAAUGGACCGUCUCCGCCAACACCUCCGUCGUCGUCGAAGCAGCUCCGCCGGAACAACCCCUUCCAACAGUCACGGUACACCACUACAAUCUCCCCCAUCAGCCAAUGACAGGCACAGUCGUCGUCGCGAAGCAGAAGCCUCUCCCCCGCGCAGACUGUACCUGACCUCCGAUACUCCCGACUUCGACGCGGGGAUCCUAUCGCGCUACCGCGCUGAGGGAUUCGACGUCGAGUAUAUCCCCUUCCGGGGAUGUCAGAAUGCAGAUGGCUGUGGGGAUGUAGAUAAAGAUCGCAAGGAAUUGGAGAAUCUGUUGCAUGAGAGGGAAGAUGAUCUCGAGCCCGGGGAAAGAUAUGCUGUCGUUGCAUUCAACAAACCCGCUCACCUCCUCCUCGAAUCCCAUCACCAACCAUUAACAGCCACAAAUCCAUUCCCAAGACUUUGUGCCCUGGUGGCUUAUUACCCUGAUGGACCCAUCACCACCACCACCAACACCAACAAUAACCUCAUCAGUACAUCCCCAGACACUGCUCGUGGAACAGGAAGUACAUCCUCAACAACGACACCUACAACCUACCCCCCCUCCAUCCCUCUCCUCUGUAUCCAGAUCCACCUCGCCGGUCCUUCCACAACCACCUCUUCAAUAGCAGAUAACCUCCUCAACAACACCAACAACCACCCCCGGAAACGCCAUCGCUGCCACGUCUUCACCUACCCCGAGUCCUCUCCCCGGUUUGCCGAGCCUUCUUCAUCGAACUAUGACAAGCUCUCCGCACGACUAGCAUGGUCCCGCGCCCUCGAGACCCUAAAGCGCGGCUUCGGAUGGCCCGCGACUAAAUGGCGAGUCCCGGAUGUGGAGAGCGUGUGGGAGGAGUAUUGGCGAUGCUUAUCUGCUUCUGGAGAAGGGGGCGGCAGUGGUGGUGGUAGUAGUGAGAGAGAUGAAGAAGACGAGCGCAGCCACCGCGCCGCAGAACUAGUAGGGUUAAUGGUGGGGAGUGGAAUGGGUGUGCAGUUGGAGAGUGUGCAUAGUAGUAGUGGGAGUUCUUCAUCCCCUAUAUAUACCCGGGGUGCAGGGACGGAGACAGAGACAUGCACGAUUGAAGAGUCGCCGGUCGUGGUGUGUGUGCCUACUUGUGCUGGUGGAACAACACCAUCCACCAUAACAAAAUUCUACACCAACAGCCACUUCCUCUCUCCCUCUCCCUCUAACCAAGCCAUCCGUCUCCUCUCCCGUACUACAGGGCCUGAUCGCAUCGUCGAUGAACUCCUCCUAACCUUCACGCAUGAUCGUGCCAUUCCCUGGUUACUGCCGAAUUUGCCCCCAACGGGGAAGGAGGUUAAAGUGGCGUUGGUGCUGGUGGCCAGUUUCACGGCGGGAAAGGUCGCCCGCGUGCAUGCUUAUUGGGAUCAGGCCAGUGUGUUGGUGCAGGUGGGGGUUUUGAAUAGAGAUCAUUUGCCGGUUGUUGGGGCCGAGGGGGUGGAUAUGGUUGUUUCUUAG
Molecule: messenger RNA, 2112 nt
Organism: Aspergillus welwitschiae
Lineage: Eukaryota; Fungi; Ascomycota; Eurotiomycetes; Eurotiales; Aspergillaceae
Product: dienelactone hydrolase
Exons: 6
Coding region: 1-2112 (703 amino acids)
Biological process (GO): riboflavin biosynthetic process; FMN biosynthetic process
Cellular component (GO): mitochondrion
Molecular function (GO): riboflavin kinase activity
Source: RefSeq, a predicted model, not a curated record